AUGGACGCACAACAAUUCAUCAAUGAAAAAUACCCAACAAAAGAAGAAAGAAUUAAUGAAACGAAAUUAAUUAUAAAUAAACAAAAUCUUGAAGGAUAUUUGGAUUUAUCAGAUUUUGUUAAUUUGGAAUUAUUAAAUUGUUGUGAUAAUCAAUUAAUCGAUUUAAAUAUUAGUAAUAAUAAGAAAUUAAUUGAUAUUGAUUGUUCACAAAAUAAAUUAAAUCAAUUAGAUACAAGUAAUACUGAUCAAGAAAGAAUUGAUCAAGGAAUUUAUAAUCAAUUUUAUGGUAGUUUGGAACCUUUAAAAGGUUUAAUUAAAUUAGAAAAUUUAAGUAUUAAUAAUACUGAUAUAGAUUCUGGUUUAGAAUAUUUAUCUUAUAAUAUUAAAAAUUUAAGAUGUUUGGCUGAUAAAAGAUUAGAUGCUAAAGUUAAAAUAAUUUAUAAUCAACUUGAAACUUUUGCUAUUGAUGAUAUUGAUGCUUGGCAAGGUAGAUAUAAUUUAAGAGGAUGGAAAAAAAAUUGGGAAUUAACUAAAGAAAUGGAAGAAUUAACUAAAGAAAUAACAUUAAGUGAAGAAGAAGAAAGUUCUGAUGUUCAAAAUCGUUUAACAGAAUUAGAAAAAGAAGAAAGUAAUUUAGUAAUUAAAAAAGAUGAAUUGGAAACAAAAAAAAUUAAAUUAGAACAAAAUGUAAAAAUUUUACAACAACAAAUUUAUAAUUUAAAUAUUAAUUUAGAAGAAAUGAAUAUUGUUUAUCAAAAAACAAAACAAGAAUUAGAAGAAAAAGAAAAUGAAUUAAAAUCCAUUACUGCUGAGCAAUUAAUGGAAAAAGGAAUAUUAGAAAGAGAAGCAAAUAUUUUAAAAGAAGAUUUAUUAAAUAAAGAAAAAGUUAAAAAAGAAUUAGAAGAAAAAUUAAAAGAAACUAAUGAUGAUUUAAAAAAUAAGGAAGAAGAAUCUAAAGAUUUACAUAAUCAAUUAGUUAAAAUCAAUAAAUCAAUUAUUGAAAUUGAAACUAAAAAAAAGGAAUUAAAUUCUCUUAAAGAUGAAUUAAAUAAUCAAUUAUAUAAAGCUAAAUCUAGUACAGCUUCUUUAAGAAAAAAAAUGAAUGAUUUAAUGGAAAUAUUAAAAUUUAAAAGUAAAGAAUUACAGGGUCAAUUAAUGAAGGCUAAACAAACACAAAAUAAACUUGAACAAACUGAAAAAAAUAAAAAUAUUCUUCAAAAAGAAAAAGAUGAAUUAGAAAAACUUUUAGAAAAUCUUAAACAAGAUGAACAAAAUUCUCAAAAUAAACUUAUUAACCUUAGUAAUCAAUUAAAAAAUAAGGAGGAUUUUAUUAACAAACUUCAACAACAAAGUGAACAACGAAUUAAAGAAUUAAAAAAUCAAUUAGAUGAAUUAACUAAAAAAAAUGAAAAAGCUUUUCAAAAAGAAAACGAUCUUUUAAAGAAACUUCAAAAAAAUAAACAAAAUUCUCAAAUUCUUAAAAAUCAAUUGAAAAAUAAGGAAACUUCACUUAUUAAAUUUCAACAACAAAGUAAACAACAAAUUGAUAAAUUAAAAGAACAAUUGGAUGAAGAAACUAGAAAAAGUAAGGAGACUUUUCAAAAAGAAAAGGAUCUUUUACAAAAACUUCAGGAAAAUGAAAAGAAUUUUCAAAAUCACUUAAAAGAUAAAGAAAUUUCUAUUAAUAAAUUUCAACAACAAAGUAAGCAACAAAUUGAUGAAUUAAAAAGAAAAUUAGAUGAGGAGACUAGAAAAAAUGAAAUGGCUCUUCAAAAAGAAAAGGAUCUUUUAGAAAAGUUACAAGAAAAUGAGCAAAAAUCUCAAUAUAAACUUGCAGGUCUUGAAAGUCAGUUAAAAGAAAAAGAUUCUUCUAUUAAUAAGCUUCAACAAAAAUUUGAUGAUUUAAAAGAACAAUUAAAUAAAUUUCAAAUGCAAGCUAAAAAAACUAGUCUAAAAGAAUUACGGGAUACUCUUAAAAGUAAUCUUGGUAGAAGAGGAAAGAUCUUACUGGAGAAUCUUUUAAAAGAGCAAAGGAAUAUCAUUUUAACUAAUAAUAGUUCUGCUUUCAAAAGAUUGGAAGAAAUUAAACGGGAUUUAAGUGUUGAUUUAAUGUUAGAGGAGGAUAUUUCCAAUCUUCAAUCUCUUUUAAAUUUGCAAACGGAAAUAAUUCAGUUAGAGAUGCAACUGCCGAAUCAAUAA
This is a messenger RNA of Rhizophagus irregularis DAOM 181602=DAOM 197198, 2199 nucleotides long. Lineage: Eukaryota; Fungi; Glomeromycota; Glomeromycetes; Glomerales; Glomeraceae. The record is from RefSeq and is a predicted model, not a curated record.